Molecule: messenger RNA, 825 nt
Organism: Triticum dicoccoides
Lineage: Eukaryota; Viridiplantae; Streptophyta; Magnoliopsida; Poales; Poaceae
Product: GDSL esterase/lipase At4g28780-like
Exons: 2
Coding region: 98-481 (127 amino acids)
Source: RefSeq, a predicted model, not a curated record
AACGUUUCAGUGCAUCCACCAAGUGUACACGCAUACACUAGCUACUACGUCUCACUUUCAGUGGCAACUGGCAAGUGAGUGUGGAGCGAUAGCAGCAAUGGCGGCCUCCUCGUGGCAAGUGGCCCUUCUCGCCGUCGCGGUCUGCGUGCUCCCGGCCCUGCCGGCGGCGGGCGCGGCCCGGGCCUUCUUCAUCUUCGGCGACUCGCCGGUGGACAACGGCAACAACAACUACCUCAUGACGUCGGCGCGCGCCGACUCGUGGCCCUACGGCAUCGACACCCCGGACCACCGCGCCACGGGGAGAUUCUCCAAUGGCAAGAACGUCGUCGACCUCAUCAGCGAGCAGAUAGGAUCCGUGCCGGUGCUGCCGUAUCUUAGCCCCGAGCUGGACGGCGAGAACCUGCUCGUCGGCGCCAACUUCGCCUCCGCCGGCAUCGGAAUCCUCAAUGACACCGGCAUCCAGUUCGUCGAAAAGGUGUGACGACACCCGGGUGCCCCGGCACCCGGUUAUCCUGUCCGUCGAAUGAGUUAAAGAUUCGUGCCGUGUAGCUUUCGGGUACAGACGCUUGUACAGUACUAGUAUGAUUAGCAGGCUUUAUCAGAGAGACAAAUAGCGACGGGAGGAGAGAGGCAUGGCAGGAAUAGGCUCUGCAAGUAUAGGUCUGUCAGCCUCGGGAGGAGUGAGGCAUGUCAGGAAUCGGGCUGGAAAAGAUAUUGCUGUCCACGGGCGGUGUUUAUUGAGAUGACAGCAGAGGGAGAACGAUGCAUGCGCACAGUUGCAUGACAUGAUAUCCCCUUGCGCACAGUCUGCAUCCCUUCUUUUCA